Engraulis encrasicolus (European anchovy) is the source of this 1210-nucleotide messenger RNA. RefSeq names its product polymeric immunoglobulin receptor-like. The coding region runs from base 192 to 1151 and encodes 319 amino acids. The record is from RefSeq and is a predicted model, not a curated record. The transcript has 6 exons. NCBI's taxonomy places the organism in Eukaryota, Metazoa, Chordata, Actinopteri, Clupeiformes, Engraulidae. Gene Ontology annotation, molecular function: transmembrane signaling receptor activity. Gene Ontology annotation, cellular component: plasma membrane.
GCUGGGCUUUGCGCGUGGAAAAAUCAGUAGGAGAGUCCAUCAUCCUAAAGUGGAAGUACGACUCGAGCCACAGUCGCACGACCAAACACUUCUGUCCGUCAGAUCGUCUACCAGGGGUCUUGGCAAACUCACACGCCGCACAAACGCAACCAAGAAAGUCGAGAGGCUGGAUCAGCUUGGGGAGAGUCUCGAUGUACGACAACACAAUCAACGGAUCCUUAAAAGUCAUUUUAAAGAACCUAACAGCAGAGGACACUGGGAAGUACUGGUUUGCGGAGAGUCCGGGCUGUGAGGUUGAUGGACACACAGCGGUCAAUCUACGGGUGACAGAAGGACAAGCAGAGGAAGAAAGCCCCCAUCAAGUCUCAGCAUAUGUGGGCCAUGACGCCAAAAUCAAAUGCCACUAUGAAGAGGUCGACAGGGAUAAGAGCAAGUACCUGUGCAAAAACGAAGACGUCGGAUGCAAGCGCAAAAUAAGAACCGGACUAAAGGACCAAUGGUGGUACAACGGCAGGUACUCUCUAUACGACAACACCAAUAGAAGACACUUCCUGGUUUCCAUCGCCAACGUUACCAGAGAGGACGCUGGGAUUUACUGGUGCGCUGUGGACGAGCUGUUUCAUGACGACGCUCCUGUAGCGGUGGAUAAGUUUGAGGUGGUGCGACUGGAGGUGCGCACAGGUCCUGCUGCCGGCUCCGCUCUGGCCUUGCCUGUGUGUCUGUCCCUGUUCCUGCUCAUAGCGGCGGCGACUGCUGGAGCUGCUGCAUUCAUCUGCAUCAGGGGCAAGAAGAAGAAGAAGAGUGUAGAGCUGAACUUCACCCAAGAAGACACAACGUUUGGAAACACCAGAACAAAAACAUACACUGACAACGAUAACCAGGAGAAGAAAAACACCAACAUGUCAAGCUCUUCGAGCGAGGUUCAUACUAUUCAUUCUGAGACUAAUCUACCCACAAACCCCUGCAGCAUGCCACUAGCCGCAACUCCUAGCGUUGAAGUGACUGCAGACUGCCCCCUGCAGGUACCAGGCCCCAACUACGCCUCUGUGAGGUUUCAAAAGAGUCCCCAUUCAAGUCACACAGACUUAGCCACGAAUAAUGAUGAUGACGGUGGCACUAAGUGCACCUAUGCAGCGGUUAAAUGUACAUAGUGCACAGUGUGUUUGGGGGUUGAAAAAACGUACUCAGUACUUAAAGGUGCACUUUGUAA